UCGCUCUAAACGAGCUCUUUUUUCGCCACUUACCACAGCAUAGCCACCGAGAGAUUAUAUUUGUCAAAAAAGCGACAGUAAAACUGUCAGCCAGAAAAAAAUAAUACUAGCUGAAGACAGAUAAAAAGAAGAGUCAGAUAGCUCGCCGAGCCUCAUUAGACAAAAUCAAAAUGCUCCACAGUUGCUCAGGCGCCGAGGGACACUACGCGGCUCGCUGGUAGAAGCGGAGAUAUCCGAGUCGACACAACCAGGAAUAGUGGAAGCUUCACAGCAACUGGAAGCACAGCGCGGCGCAAGUGAAGCUAACGGCCACUGGAUCAGAUGUGUAGCACCCGUGCGUUUUUGAAUUACGCUGUAACGACACUCGAUUGUUAAAGAGGUGUAGCAGAGGAAUCGCCGGACAAUACUGCGGAGAGAGGGAGAAAAGAGGAGAGGGAGGGAGAGCGAGACAGACACGGAGAAGCGAGGAGACCUACGCGAGCAAGUUAAGUGGAAAACUGAAAGGUCUGAGCCGGAGGAUGUAAUCCGUGUGUGUCCGAUCGUUAGUUAGACGCUGAAGACACCCCCUGGAUGCUGGAAGCUACAGUGCCAUUCUGACGCUUCCCAACAGGCUUUAAGAAAACGUGUUCUGGGAUUGCCGGUUCAUCAAACCUUAAAGGUGACAUCGGGAUUUUUUGGGGGACAAAAAGACACGCACAUUCGUCACAAUAAAGAGGAAGAGUAAUACAACGGAGAAACCGGCUAAUUUUCCGAAUUAAUUUUACCUGGCAAACUUAGAAUGUACUGACAAAGUGGUGAAGAUCACAAGCCAUAGCUCAGCUUUAAUGAAGAAACAUCAAAUCUGCUAACAAUCCGGCAAAGGGGGACGCAAGACCCUGAAGAUUAAGCAUGGGGUCACCAUGGAAACCACUUCUUCUGCUAUCUAUCAUCGGAGGCCUUUCAGAACUCUCUAAAACUGUCGCUGUGCGACCUGCUUCAUAUGCUGCUAUUCUGAGAAUAAGGCCAGAUAGUUCAUUAUCAGCAUUCGAAAGCUCCAGAAACCGACCUCGCUACCCUAGCUCUAUGUCGUUGGCCUCGUCUGAGUGGCACUCCACGCCCAGCCAACAUCUUUCUUCAAAACCAAUGUAUCAGUAUGCUGAGGCAGAUAGACAAGAAGAAACUCCUGAAUCUGGCCCUGAAUUUCUUCAGGAACCUGAUGACAUCGUCUUUGCGCUUGAUUCAAAAGAAAGACAAGUGUCCAUGCAGUGUGAAGCAAGAGGAACACCCUCACCAACAUACAGAUGGCUGCACAAUGGAACGGAAGUAGACUUCAGCAGUGACAUUAGGUAUAGUCUUAUGGAAGGGAGUUUUGUCAUCACAAAUCCAAAUGAAUCAAAAGACUCUGGGAAAUAUCAGUGUGUGGCAACCAACAUUUUUGGCACUAUCAUCAGCAAGGAUGCAUUGCUACAGUUUGCCUAUCUUGGGAACUUCAGUGGAAAAGCCAGAGGAGCGGUGUCUGUACGUGAAGGACAAGGAGUAGUGUUAAUGUGCUCUCCACCCGAUCAUUCACCAGAGAUCACAUACAGUUGGGUUUUCAAUGAAUUCCCCUCCUUUGUAGCAGAGGACAGUCGUCGUUUCAUAUCUCAAGAAACAGGAAACCUGUACAUCUCCAAAGUACAACCCUCUGAUGUCGGCAGCUAUAUUUGCCUGGUGAAGAAUACAGUCACAAAUGCUAAGGUGUUAAGUCCACCAACACCACUAACACUUAAAACGGAUGGAAUAAUGGGAGAAUAUGAGCCAAAAAUUGAAGUUCAUUUUCCCUUAACAGUUACAGCUGCUAAGGGGGUUACAGUUAAGCUGGAGUGUUUUGCCUUGGGAAACCCUGUUCCCACAAUUACAUGGAGGAGACUGAAUGGAAAUAUUCCAAGUAAAGCCAGGCUGCGAAAAUCCCAGGCCGUACUUGAGAUUCCUAAUGUGCAGCUGGAUGAUUCUGGUGCAUAUGAGUGUAGAGCGGAGAAUUCUCGGGGGAAGAAUACAUUCAGGGGGCAGCUCCAGAUUUACACAUAUCCUCGAUGGAUCCAGAUGAUUAAUGAUACCCAGCUUGACAGCGGUGAGCAGCUCCACUGGGAGUGUAAGGCUACCGGAAGGCCUCGUCCUACCUACCACUGGCUUCGAAAUGGAGUGCCGCUAGUGCCCCAGGACAGAAUUGAAAUAGUUAAUGGUGAAGUCUUGAUCCAGAAUGUCCGUCAGGCUGAUGCUGGGAUGUACCAGUGCAAAGCAGAAAAUAAAUAUGGAGUGAUCUAUUCCAACGCAGAACUAAAAAUUUUAGCAGCUGCUGCUCCCAGUUUCCAGUCAAGUCCAGCAAGGAAUACUGUUGUUGUGACAGUUGGGAAAGAAAUUGUUAUAGAAUGUAAACCACAAGCAUCUCCAAAGCCACGUAUCAGCUGGAAAAAAGGAGACAAGAGUCUUCAGUUUAACAAGAGGGUUUCAGUUCUGGAGAAUAACAGCUUAAGGAUCAUAAACUCUACCAAAUCUGAUGAAGGCAGCUAUGUUUGCCGAGGGGAGAACCAGUUUGGCUCAGCAGAAAUGACAGCUUCAGUAUGGGUUAAAGAACCUACUCGCAUUGAACUCUCCCCAGCCAGAAUGGAAGUUACUGUAGGAGAAAGUGUUGUCCUAAACUGCAAAGCAUUUCAUGACCCAAGUCUGGAUGUGUCCUUCAUGUGGCUUCUGAAUGGACAGCCUAUCAACUUUCAGAAGGAAGGUGGACAUUUUGAAUACAUCAGAGCACAGGCAUCAUCUGCAGAUCUAAUGAUCAGAAACAUACUUCUGAAACAUGCUGGGAAAUAUGGCUGUCGGGUCCAAACCAUUGCCGAUAUCUUGUCAUCAGAGGCUGAGCUGCUUGUAAGAGGUCCUCCAGGGCCACCUGGGAUUGUGAUAGUUGAGGAAAUUACUGAUACCACUGCUACGUUAUCCUGGAGUCGUGGAGUGGAUAAUCACAGUCCAAUCAGUGCCUACAAUUUACAGGCUCGAAGCCCCUUUUCAUUAGGAUGGCAGACUGUAAAGACAGAGCCAGAUCCUGUCACUGGUGAUAUGGAGUCAGCCAUGGCUAUUGAAUUGAAUCCAUGGGUGGAAUAUGAAUUUCGUGUUGUAGCAAGCAAUGGCAUUGGAACUGGAGAUCCAAGUGUACCGUCUAGAAUUAUGAGAACAAAUGAAGCAGUUCCAUCAGUAGCACCUGCUAAUGUGAGUGGAGGAAGUGGACGGCGCCAUGAAUUAGUAAUAACAUGGGAACCUGUUUCAGAAGAAUUUCAAAAUGGAGAAGGGUUUGGCUACAUCGUGGCCUUCAGAGCCAAUGGAACACGAGGUUGGAAAGAAAAAAUGGUCACAUCUGCUGAUGCUUCAAAGUUUAUUUACCGAGAUGAGACUGUGCCUCCACUUACACCAUUUGAAGUUAAAGUGGGUGUUUACAACAACAAAGGCGAUGGGCCUUUCAGUAACAUUGUCACUGUCUACUCUGCUGAAGGAGAACCUCGGGAAGCACCCUCUGAAGUAAAAGCAGUUAGCAUUUCGGCCUCUGAAAUCUUGUUGCAGUGGAAAGCACCAAAUCCCGGUCCGGGCAGACCUCAAGGAUAUGAGGUGAACUUUUGGAAAGAUAUGGAACAAGAAGAAUCUGGUGAUAAAAUAAAAACAUUGGGAAAUGAAACUUCAGUGCUCUUAACAGGCUUGGAGGGAAACACCUUGUAUCAUAUCACUGUGAAGGGUUACAACAGUGCUGGACAGGGACCUGCUAGCACUGCAGUUCGAGCACAAACCAAGAAAUCACCUCCAAGUCAGGCACCGGGCAACCUCAUGUGGAUACAGGAUGGAGACCAUGUAUCACUAGGAUGGGAACCUGUGAAACCUCUUGACAACGAAUCAGAUGUAAUAGGCUACAAGGUUAUUUUUCGACAAGAGGGACGGACAAGCAGUAAAGUGAUUGAGACAAGCAUCCCUUCAGCUGUUGUGUCACUUGCAGAAGGAGGAAUUUAUAUAAUUGAAGUGCGGGCGUUUAGCGAAGGAGGAGAAGGAACAGCAAGUUCACAAAUCAGAGUACUAACUUCUUCAGGAGUGAGAGUUUCAAAUGAACAGACAUCUCUGCAUUAUACUACCACAAGUUCCUUGAUGAUCAUGCUGCUUCUGGUGUUAGUUGUUCCUUUGAACUAAAGGUGAAACCCUUGGACCAGCUCAAGAAGGACAAUAUGCAGUUGGACCUCUUUGUGCCCGAGUAAUGAAGCUGGCUUGCUUUGCCUUAUCUUGUGUUGGAACGGGAGGCACAGUAUAUGGGAUGGCCUGCUGAAGGCAGAAGAUUCAGAAACCUCUUACAUUUACAUUCUCUUUCUGUCUCAUUUUUUGUGUGUUUUCCCCAGGCUCUUAUAUUACAGUGUGUAGUAUCAUACUGUACAUUUGGUAGGAAAGGGAUUUUAUUUCUUUGGACAUCUUAACAGGGCUGUUUAAUACAAUUUCUUAUUUGAUCAAGUUAUUUUCUUCCUUCUGAAAUCUGGAGUAAGGAGGAUAAAGUCAACGCAGUGGAUUUCAUUUAGAAGACGUUUUUCCAAUCUUUAUGAAAAAAAGUUUAUGUUCUUCAUUAAUUGCAUACGUUAUCCAUAGCUUUGUGAAAGGAAGGUGAAGAACUGUUUUAAAAGUGCAUUGUUUUCUAUUAUGAAGGUUUUUUCAUAGUAUCAGAGGUCUUACUAUUUGAGAAGCCACUUUUUGUACUUUGUGUUAAAUUUAGAGAAAGUGAUGUGUGUAUUGGCUAUUCUAAUUAUUUUUUUUUAAAUAGCCAGUGAUGCUAGAUAAACAUGAGGAGGUCAGUUCCUAGUAAGACUGGUGAGUACCUAUAGUGCCCAGAUAGAUUACAAUUACACAGUGUAAUUAUUCUUUGGCAAAGCUUAUGAUGAUAAAAACACAAAUAUAUGUGAUGUUUAUUUUUCAAUGGACAACAACCUGCGUUUUCAUUAAAAGUAAAAAAAAAAAUCUUGUUGCA
Molecule: messenger RNA, 4999 nt
Organism: Erpetoichthys calabaricus (reedfish)
Lineage: Eukaryota; Metazoa; Chordata; Cladistia; Polypteriformes; Polypteridae
Gene: cntn5
Product: contactin 5
Exons: 25
Coding region: 889-4179 (1096 amino acids)
Biological process (GO): cell-cell adhesion; brain development
Molecular function (GO): cell-cell adhesion mediator activity
Source: RefSeq, a predicted model, not a curated record